Messenger RNA from Melampsora larici-populina 98AG31, 1068 nucleotides. RefSeq lists its product as uncharacterized. The record is from RefSeq and is a predicted model, not a curated record. Bases 1 to 1068 code for a protein of 355 amino acids. NCBI's taxonomy places the organism in Eukaryota, Fungi, Basidiomycota, Pucciniomycetes, Pucciniales, Melampsoraceae. The transcript is spliced from 4 exons.
AUGUAUGUUGGCUUUCAAUUAACUUCUGAUACAAUAAUAUACGAUACCAUGCCUACUAAUCCGAACAACAGGUCUCUCAAAAAAAUAAAAUCCAACCCAAAGCCGGUCACUCCUCGUCAGGUUGAAUUCUUAGCUCAGAAGGAGAAGAAUAAACGCCAAGCCGAACGAUACCAAAAACCUAUCAUAAAAGUCGCGGAAGCCGCCCCAUUUCCUCGUCAUCGUAUCAAAGGGGUGGAAUUAGAUCUGGGGUUACCAAACCCAGAUAUAAACCACCUCGACAAUGAGAACUACCAGCACGAUCUACUUGACCCCAACGGAUUCAUUCCCUUUUCACCUGGUUCUUCGGAUGACGACACAGACAGCUGCGACAGUCUUGAUUCGGACGACCAAGAUGUUAUUUCAGGGAUAAGGCGUGCGCGAUAUGAUGCUAAACGCCUACAGCGCGAAAUGAAUUGGGUCAAACAGUGUCAACAGAUGCUCUCAUCUUUCCUUCGAUGUCGCCAAAUCACCUCCAAUUGGGGUAAUUCUGAUUGUUGGAACAAUGACUUCAAAGAACCUUGUUCAUGCCCAAGAAAUCGAACACGGGUAGCCCGGGUGGAUAUUGUGGAUCUAUUGGGUUACAUCAAGCGAGGAACCGAAGUGAGGAAGCGGCUAAAAGAGGCCGAAUCUGAGCUCGCUAGCCUACUAAAGCAGGAUCCGACUAUGACCACUGAAUAUCUUGAGGAACAAUGGAAUAGGCAGAGAGAGAUGCAAAAAAAACUAAUUAGCGAGAGCGCAAAAGACAAGCGCGAUCAAAUACUAGUGUAUCUAGGUAUUGAGGAAGAACUAGUCGAAGCACGGGAUCAAAAUGUUAGUAAUAAGCUGAAAGAUAUCCAAUCAAAAAGCCGUAGGGCACGUACGGGCGAGGAGCGAAAUGAGCUCUUGAGAUUACCUAACACAGUUGUCCUUUUGGAAACAAGGGCACUGGCUUUUGCUGAAGAGCUGGGUGUGGAACUAUUGCGUCAGGAUGCUUCGGAUGACGAAAAAAAGGCCCUAAUCACCAUCCAACUGGCCAAGGCAAAGCUAUAA